GACAAGACCGCAAGGAACAGCGUACAAGGCGUUGGCAUAAACAGUGCAGACGACAGUUGAAUCGAGCAGAUGACGACGUUUACCGGUAUGGAAGAUCUUGAACACUUAACUCAACGCAGCAAUAAGAACGAUGUGGGACCAUUUCGUACGUACGUACGACCUGUACUGGCUGAGUUUAUAGGUACGACACUGUUCGUAUUCAUUGGCGUGCUGUCCGUACAGUCUGGUAAUCUGGCCUCAAUAGGACUGGCGCAUGGACUGACCAUCGCGCUCCUCAUCAUGGGCCUCGGCAAAAUCAGCGGUGGACACUUUAACCCUGCUGUGUCCCUGGGAGUGUGUCUGUCGGGUGGUAUCACGGUCGUCCUCACAGUAGCCUACAUCGUGGCUCAGAUCCUUGGAGGUUUGCUUGGAGCAGCAUUCGUCAGGGCUAUACUUAAAGACAGCGUGUACAACGCCAUAGCUGGAGGAGCACAUAUCCCUAGCAUAGACGCCGGCUGGGCCGUAUUCGGGGAAAUUAUCCUGACAACAAUCCUCGUCCUCUCCGUCCUCAUGAACGCUGUAAACGAUGAAACAAAGAACGAGUUAGCCCCUUUAGCAAUUGGCUUUGCUGUAGCCGUAGACAUUAUGGCAGCGGGUAGUACAACUGGCGCAUCCAUGAACCCAGCCCGAAGUUUCGGACCGGCAGUGGCAGGCUCCGUUGUCAUCCCCCAGGACCCGUGGUCCUACCACUACGUGUACUGGGUAGGACCCGCCGGUGGUGCAGUGCUGGCAGCCCUCUUGUAUAGAUUUGUACUUAGCAGCAAUGCGCAAAACCCGUCGGUGUUCAGUAUAUCAUGCAAACCGAUCCGACCGUAUGAUGAACAGGGUUUGGAGAGUACCAAGACACACACGGUGCCAGCGGACAAACAGCCAAGCCUGAAAAUGACAGAACAAUUCAACUAGAAUCCCUCUCUGGCCGCGCAGGGCGAUAGCAUAAGUUCUAAUCGCUUAUAACCAUGCUAAGAAAACUACUAGAUAGAGGAUAUUUAAUGGUGUCUUCGGUAAUAACAAAUAUAUUUCACGAGU
This is a messenger RNA of Mizuhopecten yessoensis (Yesso scallop), 1065 nucleotides long. Its product is annotated as aquaporin-8-like. Gene Ontology annotation, molecular function: water channel activity. Gene Ontology annotation, cellular component: plasma membrane. The transcript is spliced from 5 exons. Gene Ontology annotation, biological process: transmembrane transport. NCBI's taxonomy places the organism in Eukaryota, Metazoa, Mollusca, Bivalvia, Pectinida, Pectinidae. The record is from RefSeq and is a predicted model, not a curated record. Bases 70 to 942 code for a protein of 290 amino acids.